Messenger RNA from Zea mays, 1097 nucleotides. Its product is annotated as Bowman-Birk type trypsin inhibitor. Gene Ontology annotation, molecular function: serine-type endopeptidase inhibitor activity. Gene Ontology annotation, cellular component: extracellular region. The record is from RefSeq and is a predicted model, not a curated record. The transcript is spliced from 2 exons. Lineage: Eukaryota; Viridiplantae; Streptophyta; Magnoliopsida; Poales; Poaceae. The coding region runs from base 293 to 676 and encodes 127 amino acids.
GCAUUUCCCAAUUAUAUCCUACCAGAGGGUUUCUUCUCCAAGUUGGCUGUUUAUUAUCUGCCUGCCACCACUUGCUCGCUUAUCAGUGGGCGCGUCGCGUGGGGGGGCCCGCCUGUGGACGGUUUCUAUUUCUAUAAAGAAGGCUUCUCCUUCUAUUAGCCGCGUACAGCAGCAAGCAAAGCAAGCAAGAGAUAGACAAGCAGCUCCAGUCCAACCAAGAACAAACAACAACCGCAGCAAGAGGAGAGGAGGCUCACCGGUCGCGACCAAAUUCUCCCAGAGACGGUCGGAAAUGAGGAGCCAAGCGCUGUUCUUCCUCACGAUCGCCCUUCUCACCGUGCUCGCGCGAUCCAGCAACAGGCACCACCACCACCACUCCCACGUUCAAAGCAGAGGGCAGGGAGCAGCAUCAGGAGGAGGAGGAGGAGGGGAGCUGGCGAGCCGGGGGAAGGCGGCGGCGCGCGCGUGGCCGUGCUGCGACAGCUGCGGCGGCUGCACCAGGUCGGAGCCACGGCUGUGCCGGUGCCUGGACGCGGCGCCCCGCGGGUGCCACCCGGCCUGCAGGGACUGCGUCAAGUCCAGCCUCAGCGCCGACCCGCCGGUGUACCAGUGCAUGGACCGCGUCCCCGACUUCUGCCUGCGCCGCUGCACCGCGCCCGCCGCCGCCGCGCGGUGACCAGGCGACUGGUUUCUGCUUGCUCUUGAGUCUUGACCCACCCACCCACCACCAACCGCUCCAGCCUUUCGCCCACCCCACCGCCGGCGAAUCGUGUCGUCUGAACUCUGAGCCAGCUGUGGAUUAGGUUUUUUUUUGUUGUUGUUGCGUGGAAAGAGAGGCUGUGAGAGACGAGGGAUGUGUAAUCUGAUGAGCGAACAACCGACCAAACCAACCUUGGACGCUGUCCUGUCCGUCUGUGGUGUGGUGUGGUGUGUUGUGUUGUCCUUUUUCUUGUUCUUCUGUUUUCUUUUGUUUUUAAUCCGACUUCACACUGCUCUGCGCUGUAUGGUUGACUCUUCUCGUCUGUGAGGAGACGAGCACGGUGAAUCGCCGAGACUGGGGAAAAGACGCUUGCUUUUCUUGCUUGCCGUUCACAGCA